GGGCGGCAGCGUGCGCAGCCGGACGGGCUUCUGGGUCGCACGCGUCCUUCCCCCGCGGGACCGCGCGUGACUUGGCCGCGACCGGAAGCCUCAGCAUGCUGAUCCCAUUUUCAAUGAAGAAUUGCUUCCAGUUACUUUGUAACCUCAAGGUCCCAGCAGCUGGUUUUAAAGACACAGUUAAAAGUGGGCUCAUUUUACAGUCAGUUUCCAAUGAUGUUUACCAAAACCUGGCUGUAGAAGACUGGAUCCAUGACCAUAUGAAUCUAGAAGCCAAGCCGGUUCUUUUCUUUUGGAGGAAUUCUCCCUCUGUUGUAAUUGGUCGGCAUCAGAACCCUUGGCAGGAAUGUAACCUGAAUCUGAUGAGAGAAGAAGGUGUAAAACUAGCUCGGAGGAGAAGUGGAGGAGGAACAGUCUACCAUGAUAUGGGUAACAUCAACUUGACUUUUUUUACAACCAAAAAAAAGUACGAUAGGAUGGAAAAUCUAAAAUUAGUUGUUAAAGCUCUGAAGGCUGUCCAGCCGCAGCUGGAUGUGCGGGCUACCAAAAGGUUCGACCUUUUACUUGAUGGACAGUUUAAAAUCUCAGGAACAGCUUCCAAGAUUGGCAAGGCUGCUGCUUAUCACCACUGCACUUUGCUAUGCAGUACCGAUGGGACCUUCUUGUCAUCUUUGCUGAAGAGCCCUUACCAAGGGAUCAGGAGCACCGCCACUGCGAGCACACCUGCCUUAGUAAAAAAUCUUAUGGAAAAAGAUCCCACUCUGACCUGUGAAGCAGUGAUAAAUGCUAUUGCCACAGAGUAUGCUACAUCUCAUCAAAUCGAUAAUCACAUUCACCUAAUAAACCCAACGGACGAGACACUGUUUCCUGGAAUAAACAGCAUAGCCAAAGAACUACAGACCUGGGAAUGGAUAUAUGGCAAAACUCCAAAGUUCAGUGUAAACACUUCCUUCAGUGUGUUAUAUGAACAUUCACACUUGGAAGUUAAAGUAUUCAUAGACAUAAAGAAUGGAAGAAUUGAAAUCUGUAAUAUUGAAGCACCUGACCAUUGGUUGCCGCUAGAAAUACGUGACAAGUUAAAUUCAGGUUUUAUUGGUAGUAAAUUUUGCCCAAUUGAAACGACUAUGCUUACAAGUAUAUUACAUAGAACAUGUCCAGAAGAUGACGAACUACACAUCAACAUAAGAUUGGGUGAAGGAACAUGACACUGAUGGAGGUUCUGUCUCUCCUACAAGCCACAACCAGCAGAGUUGGUAGAAAGGAAGAAUGAAACAUUAAAGCAGCAGAUUGAAUUACUAACAGGUAAAACCACCUUGGCCAGAUGCACUGAAGUACUAUCCCAGGCUUUAAGACAUUUGAGUGAUCAACCAGUAGAGCCUGCUGCCCCACAGGCCAGAUGGGAGACCCUUGCUUAGACACACGAUACCCACAGUAAGGUAUGGAAAUUGCAGGAGACAGCCAUUUCCCUCUCACUGUGGAUCUACAUGCUAUGCUGCUGAGAACACCAAGCCCCAUCACACCUGGGAAGGGAGUUUGCAAUGGGAUUUGUAAAGGGAUGUCCCACCAAGAUGGGUGAGUUACUUUGCAUCCCUGUAUGAGGAGGAAUGACUCAUUCUCCACUGGGAUGCUGAUGUCCUGCUGCAAACCAGACCCAUCCAGGUACUAUACCUAGAACAGAACACACACCUUUGAAAAAGGGGAGAAGGUGGGAGUCCUGGUCUGGCAGAUCCUGCCCCGUCCAUCUCCUCACACCUGAUAGUGCUUCCUCCCCCAGCAAACA
Molecule: messenger RNA, 1777 nt
Organism: Balaenoptera musculus (blue whale)
Lineage: Eukaryota; Metazoa; Chordata; Mammalia; Artiodactyla; Balaenopteridae
Gene: LIPT1
Product: lipoyltransferase 1
Exons: 3
Coding region: 96-1202 (368 amino acids)
Biological process (GO): protein lipoylation
Cellular component (GO): cytoplasm; mitochondrion
Molecular function (GO): lipoyltransferase activity
Source: RefSeq, a predicted model, not a curated record